CCAACUGUACCAUCAUGGAUUCAAAAAAUGUGCACAGUCCCAUGUUCCUGGUGCUUCCUCCAGAGAUCAUCACUCCAGAAAACCAAACAACAGCAUUUACAGCCACAGCCUAUGAUCCCCAAAACCGAGUGCAGAAAAUCCUUAUUAGAAAAUUGGCGAUCUUAGGGGCCACCCAGAUCCUGUUUGGAAUCAUGAACUUUUCAAUUGGAGUUGUUUUUCUUUUCACCUUGGUAAACCCAUACCCAAGGUUUCCUUUUAUAUUUCUCUCAGGAUAUCCUUUCUGGGGUGCUGCUUUGUUCAUUAACUCUGGGGCCUUCCUGAUUGCUCUGAGAAGAAACACUACAGACACUCUGAUAAAAAUGAGCCAGGGGAUGAAUUUACUUAGUGCCCUGGGAGCAGCAACUGGAAUCAUUCUCCUCAUAUUUGGCUUCCUUUUAGAUGGAGAAUUCAUUUGUGGCUAUUCUCCAGAUGGUAUGCAGUGUGGUGCUAUUACCAUUCUAUUCGUUGGGAUUUUGGUUAUGUUGAUGAUCUUCAGCAUUGCUGAACUGUUCAUUUCCCUCUUUUCCUCAGUUGUGGGAUGCUACUCAGAAGAAUGUGAGGCAUGCUGUUGAAUAGCAACUGUACAAGUAAAAACACAAAAUGAUACAACACAGAAGCCAGUCCUGCUUUUGAGAAAGACCCAACACAUGUACAGACUUACAGAUCACAAUUAUUUGAAACAAUAUGGGUUGGGAGUGAUUGAUAGGGGACCAUUUUGGCUCAUGAAACACAUUCUGCUCCCUGAUAAUGGCAUUUCCUCCUCCAAUAGAAUGACUACCUUGGUGUAAUCACCCCCUCUUGCUCAUUGCGGCAUGGCCACUUUAUAAGCAAAGAUAGGAACCAAAGCUCAGACUCAAGGGUGACCAAGUUAUUUGACUUUGCUACUGGUG
Grammomys surdaster is the source of this 929-nucleotide messenger RNA. It is a transcript of the gene Ms4a5, whose product is annotated as membrane spanning 4-domains A5. NCBI's taxonomy places the organism in Eukaryota, Metazoa, Chordata, Mammalia, Rodentia, Muridae. The record is from RefSeq and is a predicted model, not a curated record. Gene Ontology annotation, cellular component: plasma membrane. The transcript has 5 exons. The coding region runs from base 15 to 611 and encodes 198 amino acids. Gene Ontology annotation, biological process: cell surface receptor signaling pathway.